This is a messenger RNA of Adineta ricciae, 708 nucleotides long. NCBI's taxonomy places the organism in Eukaryota, Metazoa, Rotifera, Eurotatoria, Adinetida, Adinetidae. The record is from the annotation of a GenBank genome assembly.
AUGAGUUUCCAAUGGACUUUUCUCGCAACAUUUCUUUACUGCGAACUUGUUGUGGUCAUCCUUUUACUUCUACCGUUUAUACCGCCAACUUGGUGGCAACGAUUUUUUAAGUCAAGACUAGCGCGAGCAUUUCAAGCUGGAGCGAAGUAUUACUUCAAUUUCAUCAUAUGUAUUUUUGCUUUAUUAUUUGCGGAUUCGAUUCGUGAAUUGCGCAAAUACGCUGGUGUGGAAGUCAAAGAUUUGAGCACACCACAAGCUGAGGCACAUGCACAUAUGAAACAAUUUCGUUCGCAAAGAAAUUUCUACAUUGCCGGUUUUGCUCUUUUCCUUUGGUUUGUCAUCAAACGUUUAGUCAAUCUUUUAUCUGAUGUUGCACGUGAAAUGGCUGACUCAGCUGCUGCACGUAAACAAGCAGAAGGUGCUCACCGUCAUUUAGAAGGUCUUACAUCAAAUGAUCCAACUAAACGUGACUCCAAAGAUCUUCCUGUGCCAUCUGCUCCUGCAGGACGUUACAUUGAUCCCAAAGAACAUGAUGCGGAAAUUAAACAACUUAACCAAGAGUUACUCAAAGCACGUGAGGAUAUGGAAACAUUACGAGGACAGUAUGACAAAUCAAUUCAACAAUAUGAUGAAUUAAACGAUGAAAAUCGCAAACUACAAAACAAAUUGUCCGUUUUCUCGGAAACUGAGAAUGAUAAAGACAAAUGA